AUGACCAGAAUACAUUCGAAGUUAGACUCUCUAGCAUCGCGUCUCGUAGAUUCCAAUGAUUCCCGGGAGGAAGAUCAAGAAGACGACGAUGCUAUCUUUGCAGAACUCGAAGCAGAGAUAGAGAACGACGCUGAUGCAACAGUGCGAGAUCGGGGCCUAGAGCAGCUCAGGCUCGAAAUGCAAAGAGCCAAAGAAAUGAGAGAAAAUGCCCAUGGGAGAUAUAUGGAGAUCACGAACGAGAAAGAGGCCAUCCGGAUAAGUGGGAAUGAGUCACACUGCGUGAUUCAUUUUUACCAUAGCAAUUUCAGGAGAUGUGAGAUCAUGGACAAGCACCUCGCAAAACUUGCGCCAAAAUACUAUGCUACGCGUUUUAUUCGCGUCUUCGUGGAGAAUAUGCCAUGGCUAGUUGAGAAGCUUGCCAUUAAAGUCCUUCCAUGUUUGAUGUGCUUCGUCGAUGGGGUGUCAAAAGACCGUCUUAUUGGGUUCGAAGAACUCGGGAAUAAUGAUGCGUUUGAGACUGCGGUACUCGAGCUUAGGCUAGCGAACAGCGGUAGUGAUCUCGCCUAUACCUCGUCACUUAUGUCUAAUCGUCCUUCGACAGGUGUCCUUCAAAAAGCGCGAAAUGCUUAUGAAUCUGGUAUCACAUACAACGUCUCGUCAUCUUCAAACACAAGUAAAUUACGAAGGGGUGGACAGACAGAUCAGGAUGACGACGAGUUUGAUUUAUGA
Molecule: messenger RNA, 729 nt
Organism: Suillus plorans
Lineage: Eukaryota; Fungi; Basidiomycota; Agaricomycetes; Boletales; Suillaceae
Product: thioredoxin-like protein
Exons: 5
Coding region: 1-729 (242 amino acids)
Cellular component (GO): cytoplasm
Source: RefSeq, a predicted model, not a curated record